Messenger RNA from Arachis stenosperma, 1597 nucleotides. RefSeq names its product E3 ubiquitin-protein ligase SPL2. Gene Ontology annotation, molecular function: ubiquitin-protein transferase activity. The transcript is spliced from 6 exons. Gene Ontology annotation, biological process: organelle organization; protein ubiquitination. Lineage: Eukaryota; Viridiplantae; Streptophyta; Magnoliopsida; Fabales; Fabaceae. The record is from RefSeq and is a predicted model, not a curated record. Bases 180 to 1334 code for a protein of 384 amino acids.
UGAAGGGUUAAUUUGUCAGGACCUUCUUUCUCAUUUCCUCCCUUAAAUGCUCAAUCCAUUAAGGUUCCCGAGUUUUGCAGUUGGAACAUUCACGUAUUGGAAUAGCCGAAUAGGAAAUACAGUAACUCUUGCUCACAAAAGAGACGAUUAGAUGAGAGCAUGAAUCACAAUCAGCGUCAAUGUCCUCGCAUGAUCAAGUCCUAGCGUCUCUCCUCUCCCAGAUUGUUCUUUCCUUCGACGGCGCCGUUUUGGGCCUCGCCUUGGCCUACGCCGCCAUCCGCUCCAUCCGCAACUUCACCACCAACUCCGCCUCCCUCCGCAAGCUCCGUCGCGCUCCCUCCGUCUCCGUCUCCGACCUCCGCUCGCUCCUCUCGGACUCCGAUGGAAAUUCUGACGAUGGCAGAAUUGUAGUUGUACGUGGCACCGUUGAGCCCAAGGCCGCCGUCGAUGGCAGCUGGAAAAGCUUGAGGCCAAGCCUCUUGGUCUCUCGUGAGUCCUGCGACAAAGCCGUCGUCCUUCAAAUAACUCAAACGUGUAUAUACAAUGAGUGGAAGGGCUUAUUUGGAUGGACUUCAGAUCUUCGAGCUAUUUUUGCAAGGUCUUGGAGACAACCAGAGUCUAAAUUCCUAAGAAAGGUGCCUUUUGUUCUGGUUGAUGUUGGACGGCAGCCAAGUACUGAAUAUGUUGUUGUCAACUUAGAUGGAUCAAGACAUCCCUUACCUCUGACAACAGUUUAUCAUAAAUUACAACCCAUAAAUGCUUCUCCUUAUACAUUCCUGCAAGCUCUUUUUGGGCAUGAGUAUCCAGUUGGACUACUAGAGGAAGAGAAAAUUCUUCCUGUGGGGAAGGAUAUCACAGCGGUUGGCCUUUGCAGUGUAAGAAAUGGAAUUCCCGAAAUUAAGUCAUGUAAAGACCUACCAUAUUUUCUGUCGGAGUUGAGCAAAGAUCAGAUGAUUGUAGAUCUUUCCUUCAAAACGAAAGUACUGUUUUGGGGUGGAAUUGUUCUUGGUUCAGUAUCAAUUGGGAUUCUUGGCUAUUCAGUCGCUAGAAACUGGAAUAAGUGGAUGCAAUGGAAAGAACAGCGGCAGCGCCAGCAACAAAGGCAAGCAGUUAUUGAUGAAGUUGAUCCUCAAGUGGAUGAGCAGAAUGAAGAUAUUGCAGAUGGACAGUUGUGUGUCAUAUGCCUGAUGAGGAGAAGGCGCUCUGUUUUCAUCCCCUGUGGGCACCUUGUGUGUUGCCAAGGAUGUGCCAUAUCGGUGGAACGUGAAGUGGCACCCAAGUGUCCUGUUUGUCGACAGGAGAUUCGGGAGUCGGUUCGGAUUUUUGAAUCCUGAUUAGACUGAGCUCGACUGUUCUGUUCACUGUUGAUUGUUAUGAACCAGUGAAUAUCCGGUGUAGAUCUUUGAAUUUGGUUUGAAUAGGUUGGAGGUUCAUUUGUAACCUCCCCAUAACAGGGAUAUUUUGAGUAGUAUUUUAAACCAUAUAGGAGUUUUCAAAUUUGCCAGUUGCAAUAUAGCAUAUAGAUAUAAUUACACCUAUACAACCAACCCUGAAAUGUUUCUUGUGAAUAUAAUCUUUAAGGCCAUAUUUGAGAUGC